Messenger RNA from Spodoptera littoralis (African cotton leafworm), 729 nucleotides. NCBI's taxonomy places the organism in Eukaryota, Metazoa, Arthropoda, Insecta, Lepidoptera, Noctuidae. The record is from the annotation of a GenBank genome assembly.
AUGGCAAUGGCCAAAGUGGAAAUUGACGUUGAUGACAUGCAUGAAAAUUCACUUGAUAACAGUGCAGAUAUUGAGUAUUUGGGCAUGGUAGAUGAAGGAUCUUUUGGGAGUAACGAAGAGAAGUCCCAACUAGUGUCUCAGCCCUACUUGGAGCCCCACGACACUAAUACUACGUAUAGCUUCAAAGAUUUAUCUGGUGCAGUCAAGUACAAAUUAAUAACUAUGACAGGAGAAGAAGCUGGCAUCAACAUCACACAUUCACCUUCUCCUGAUGCAGAAUAUUUUGUAAUUAGCAAUCCUGUAGAAGUUUUUGGUACAACAACGACGCCAAAGAAAAAUGCGCGCAGAGAUCCACUCCAGACAAAAGCAGUUACUGCAAAAAAGCGUGACGACAAAAGACGAGCUACCCACAAUGAGGUAGAAAGACGUCGUCGAGAUAAAAUCAAUAGCUGGAUCUCUAAACUGGCUAACUUAGUUCCCAAUUCUGGUCUACCAGACUCUGCAAGUAAAGGGGGAAUAUUAGCUAAAGCAUGUGAUCAUAUCACAGACUUAACGGAGAAACAAAAGAGAUUAGAAAAACUGGAAGUUGAGAAUGAAAAACUUGUACUAGAAAUAUUGAGACUUAACCAAGAGCUGACUGAGGUGCGUAAAGAGAACAGCUCAAUGCGCAACCAACUUGCGGACAACUGCAUAGUGCUAUCACACAGGCCUAAGGGUCAGAAAUCUUAG